This is a messenger RNA of Trypanosoma brucei brucei TREU927, 3165 nucleotides long. RefSeq lists its product as hypothetical. The record is from RefSeq and is a predicted model, not a curated record. Gene Ontology annotation, biological process: protein export from nucleus. NCBI's taxonomy places the organism in Eukaryota, Euglenozoa, Kinetoplastea, Trypanosomatida, Trypanosomatidae. Gene Ontology annotation, molecular function: nuclear export signal receptor activity. The coding region runs from base 1 to 3165 and encodes 1054 amino acids. Gene Ontology annotation, cellular component: nuclear pore; cytoplasm. The transcript has a single exon.
AUGCUGGGGAGUGUUGAUGAUGUGGAGCGUUUCUCGACUCUUCUCUACAGUGGGGACAAAUCGGCAAUGCAGAUAGCCACGGAGCUUGGAUGGGAUGGUUUCGCGUCUGCCAUGGGCUUGCAACUGAUGCAGAGAGUUCUUAAGGAAUCUGUAGCCGCAUGUUCGAUCUUCUUUGUUUCUCAAGCGUUAAACCAUUUGGUGACUUCUAAGUUUGCACUUGCAGACCUUGUGGACCUCGAACAGAUGCUGAGUUGUGUCAUUGUGGAGCGGCAUAAGCUCUUGGACACUCAUAAUAGGGACGCCCUUGUCCGGUUGCUAUGUUCUGUAGUGAAACGGGGAUUCUGUGACGCCCCGGAGCUCCAAAGGUUUCCCCUCAAGGUGGCUACGGCGCUAACCGGUGAAGGGGGUGAUUAUUCGGAAGAACUCGUAUCCUUAUCGUGUCACAUCCUAACCGUGUUGAUCGACACGAUAGGAUCUACGGACGGCCCAAACCAGAACCUCGCGGUGAAUAAGAAGACGAACGUGGUUUUUCGCGAUGAGUGCCUCCACGACAUAUUCAAAAGUGUUUCACGUUGCCUUAAACGGGCUCAGUUGUCGCACAAUCAGGUGGUCAUUGGCGCCGUACCGUUAUUGCGCCAAAUUCUUUUGUUUGACUUUACUUGCUCCUUGGAGGAUAUUACUGAGGACGUUUUGACAACUGAUUAUCCGCAAGGUUGGGCGGCUGACCUUUUGGACCAAGAGCUCUUCGCUAAACUGUGGGGGUUGUAUUUACUUCCGGAGGGGGAUGCGCGCCUCUUCUCUCCCUUGUUGGAAUCGUUGGCAUCACUCAUAUCUCUGAGGGGAUCACUCUACCCACUCUGUGAGGACCAGAAGGCGCGGAUAUCCUGUUGUUUUGAAGUCACGCUUCCAAUUAUGACGGAGUGUCUUCACCUAGAAGAUCCCACGGUUUUGCACGAAUUUUGUCGCUUGUUGAAUCGUCUGAAACCGAAUUUCAGCAUUGAGCAAAUGUGUAGCGUUUCGUGUUAUGAGCAAUGGAUUGGAGCCCUUGCCGAUUUCACUCAUUUGUGCUUCCAGAACUGGCGCCAUGCGCGGCGGUCGUUCCUUUCUUUAACCUCCACUUGGGCGAAGUUGGUGGGAUCUCAGUCCUACUGCAAAGAUAAACGCACACUUUUUGGGGAACUGGCACCGAAGGUGUGCUUGUCGUACAUUACGUCAAAUCAGGAGCAAGCGGUAGCGUUCGCAAGAUCUGGUGAAAUUGCAUCGUUUGAGGAUUAUUUUCUCGAUGAGGAUACAUGUGUACAAGAGUUGGAGCUUCAAUUUGCAUCGCAGUUGUUGCGAUUCUGUGGUCGAGACACAGAGGAACACAUUUCAACACUCAUCGAGUCCCAUUUAUGGGUUCUUAAGUCAUCGGAACAUCAAGCAGGAUUUUGUUUGACGAGCAUAUACGAACAACUCGCAUGGCUUAUCACCCUUUCCAGCUCAUGGUUGCGCAUGAACCAUUCCCGUAGCGAUGCAUGCCCGAUAAUAUGUAAGGCUUUAUGGGCAUGCUUCGGUGUUGUGAGCUACGAUUGUGAGAGAAAGCUUUCAUUGUUUGUACCUCAGGGAACUCGUCGUCACUUUCACAACUCCCUCAUAGCUUUACUUUGUGCCACUUGGAACGCGCUUCUUCUCGAUCGGCUUGAUGAUGGCAACGGGCUACGGGUCUCCCUUCAAAAUACUUUAUCUCUGAAAAGUGAUGGAGAAAUGUCCUCCACUGUGCUUGGGCUUAUUGUGGACGAGGUUAUGAACUGCGCUCACUCUUGUACCGAUGAGACAGCCGUCGAAGCCUUGGCCCUUUUGACUGAGGUGGCUCAAUCGCCAACUUCUGUUGCUAUUUUAAAGACGCUGCCCCACAUUAAUGACCGCCUUGCACUCGAUGCGGAGAUGACGAUGGGCAAAAAUUCCAGGGUUUAUCACCGUGUGCUGUUUCUUCUUGCGCGUAUCAGGGCUCAGAUUUGGCUGUCCAACGGUGGUUCCCAGGGUGUAAUGGGCGACAUUGAGCCAUCACUUGUUGGAGACUUCAAGAUUUUCCAAUAUGGUUGUGUAGAACACGGUGAAGAUUAUGCGGAUGCUCUCAUGCGCGCUACAUGCUCAUGGCGAGGCGCGUUUUGCGCAUGCCUGUGCCAACGUCUGUACCGAGUGUUGCUGAAACGCAUACUUCCAAACUUUGACGUUAUAGUCCAGCAUUUUCAACGUGAGUUUGGAACUAACUGUGGCGUACAGCUGUUGCGCUUGUUGGACGAAAUAACCGAAAAUCGUUACCGGCGUAUAACGUCCGGCGCCCAUUGUACGGAGGGCUAUCUUGUCUUCCGCCACAUUGGUAACUCUAUGGGCACAGUGGUCAAUAUUAUUGUUAAAGCGUUGGAGACCCGUGGAUCUCAACUUGAGGCUUGGGGUAUCAAAUGCUUGAGGAUCACGUUCCAUACCGGUCGUAAUCUUCUCGCAGGGGGGCUUUGCAAUAUGGGAGUUCUCCGUCUUUAUGCAGAUCGGUCCCUGCCAGCGUGCCUUGUGGCUCUCUGGCGUGCUAUGAUGCUUGUGGACCGCGAGCGUUUAUGCCAAAAUGAGAAGUUGGCGCGUAGUUACUUUAUGCUUGCCUCUGAGCUGCUUAGAGAUUUGUAUCUUUGGUUUAUCUGUGACUUACCUAUCGAGCAUUUGUUACAAGUUAUUCAUCUACUCGAAUUCUCGCUUAACUACCAGAAUACCUUUGGAACUCUUAUAACACUUGGAGCAGAGGCGGUGGCAGCUUUUACCAGCGCCCUGUGUUGUCGUGAGGGCCAUGAAGGAGGUGAAGGCGUUAAAAUAUUGGGGGCACUUCUUCGGGCGGACAAGAACGUUUUCUCCCGACUGCUGCGGGCGACACUUGACCUUAUAACGACAAGGAAGUGCACGACGGAUCCAUUUGAGAGCCUUCUGCAGACACUAAUAGUGCUGGAUGGGGACUCUUUCGUGCAGCUAGGUGACUUGUUUUCCGGUUUGGCGGCUGUUGGUGGAAAAGGAGCGGAAGUGAGGGAGGCGUUCGUGCUCUUACAACAGUGUGCUUGUGAAUCUUAUCGUCAGAACAAUAAAAAUUCGUUUGUGAAUGGAUUUAAGCAGUUUUCGACAGUUGUAACCCGCUGUUUGGCAUGA